GUGGUAGUACCGUUGCAAAUGCGGCACUCCAGACGACGCAACAGCAAGUUGUCAACGGAACUCGGGUAGGGCAGGGAACGCAGGACGCGGUUGUCACAACACACAUCUUUGGCCGGUGGUGACUUGUGGCGAACAUUGUGAUGGGGGAGGAAGGUGAAAGAAGGAAGAGGAUCUCCACCAACCCUUUCCUGUACACGGACGGCAGCCUGGUGGAGGAUGACGUGCUGCAGGCCCAGCUGAGUGUUGAGGAGCCCAGCAGUGGUGGCUCCGCCUCGCCCAGUCCCCGCUGUCACGACCCACCCCAGGACAUCACCUCCUCCAGCCCCCGUGGCCAGGAUAUUGCUGACCCAGACCACACGCCUCAAGCUGAGAUGCCGAGCAGGCAGGUGUGGACACAGGCACGGACAAACUCAAGGACUGCUACAUCUAUCGACAUUGAUGAUGAAAAGUUACAGAGUAUGACAGGAUCAUACUCAGAGAUCUUGGAACGACCAUUGCUGAAGCAAGGCAUUGCAGAAGCUGAUGAAGAAGCUGAGGAUGAUGGAAAAGAAGAGAUGGAUGCUGUUACCCCUGUGUACUCGGAAAUGGAUCCAGUGCAAGCUUUCUUGUCACAAGAACGUCUUAGUGCCUUCAUGGCCCGGGAUGAUUCUCUAGGGGAGAUGCCAGACUAUGGAAAUGAUGCACCUCAGGACUCUAAGGAGCGACCUGUGAGCCUAAGGGUGGGGAGGUGCAGCCCAGACCAAGCUGAGUCAGCUCUACAGGGCUCUGGAAUGGUGACACGGCAGGGCGACAUUAUAUCUUUUGUUGCUGAUGAUCUGCAUAGUAAGAUAAAACUUGCUAGUCCAGUGUCAAAGUCAGUGGUCUCCUUCCCUGGCUCCAGGAGCUCAACUCCAAGCUUACUACGGACAGCCUUAGAUCUACAAGUGCCCCCAAUUGACCCAUCCACCAUUAAUGACAUUGAGAGACAUGCAAGGCAUAUUGCUACAUCAGUUGAUACACUCAUAGAAAACCUCACUGGAACACUCCAUAGUAUAUCUGCAUUGACUGUAGACUGUGUAGAAACUUAUCGAGAUGCAGUGUGCAAGACUUGUGAUGCUGUGGAUGCAAAUAUAAAGUCAAUGUAUCAACUUAUGGCCAAAACAGAAGAGCUAAGCAAGUCAAUGAAGCCCAUAUACAAGUUGCAAGAGCAAAUCAAAGAAGUUCGACGCUUACUUGACAUGUUUGAGAAUCUUGUCCAUUCGUGUGGUGCGUGAAGCUUCAAAGGCAGCUGUGAGAUUGUACUUUUAACCUGCAGUGAUAUGUACAAAUAUAUUGUUGUGUAUAGUAGACCUGUGAAAAUGUUGUAUUAGAAUGUUAGAUUAUUAGAACAUUUCUUUACUAAAUACUGUGAUAUUUAUGCUGUUAUUUCAUAGAUAUGUUGAUUUAUAUAAAUGUGGAAAAGUGGAGAGGACAAAUAAUGUUGAGCACCUGAGUUUUGUGCAGUGUUGUGAGGAUUGGUCUUCUCCAAAAGUCCUAGGGCUAAGAUGGAUUUUAAUUAUUCUUAGGAAAUGUAUGUGUGUGUGUGUGUGUGUGUGUGUGUGUGUGUGUGUGUGUGUGUGUGUGUGUGUGUGUGUAUAUACCUUGUCACCAUCCUUAUCCUUAUUAUUUGAGGAUAUGUUGGCCAGGUAUUUAGUUAGAUUUAAAUUAUUCAUCAAUGUAUUUAAGACCUAAUUUGUGAAUAUAGACUGUGUGCUCAAGAAUACAUAGUAAAUUAUAGUAAAUUAUAGUAUAUAUAUAUAUAUAUAUAUAUAUAUAUAUAUAUAUAUAUAUAUAUAUAUAUAUAUAUAUAUAUAUAUAUAUAUAUAUAUAUAUAUAUAUAUAUAUACAGUAAACCCUUUUUAUAUUAGACUAAUUUGGGGGAGAACCCACUGGAGAUAAAGGUGAAGAUCUAAUAAAAGCAGUGCUGCUAUUUUGAUAAAGGGGGGGGUGAGUGGUCGGGAGUGCCACAACCUUUAACAACAACUGCAACUAUGAGACUGGCCAGGUGACCUGUGGCAAAUUUCAAAUUUCCCAAGGUUGACUUGGAAAAAAAUCAAAGAUUGACCAGAAAUUCCCAAGACAGAGAAACAAUAAAUAAUUAACAGAAAUUUGUUUGAAGUAAGAUGGAAUCUUAUCUUUCAUUAUUAUUGCAGAUAUACUCGGCUAAGGGGUUUGUCUUCUUUGCCCUCAAAGGCAUCCUUCACACCUGGAUGCAGUAUUGCCAUUCUCUCCCGUCUGCCUUCCUGUUCUCACUCACUACUCAGGUAUAGCACUGACCACUUUUCACAUCUCUGAUGAGUAAUGUUGAGGGUUGCUAUUGAUAACAAUGUACACUUACUGACAUUGUCCAUUUCACCUACAAAGCAAGGUCCGCUGACCACCCUAUCCCCCCCCCACCAUUCCCUCAGGCAGAUCCUCUGCUAUCAGUGUCACCCUACUAACUGUACUCCAUAACGACCAUACCUCUAUCCUCAACCAGCCAGGGUAGAGUGACCUGGCGGCCCAACGUUUGAUUUGUUAUUACGAUUUGAAGAUCUUGCCCAAGAAAUUAAUACCACCAUUAGAAAAAAAUACCACUGCUUAUUAAAUGCAUACCAAGCUCAACUCUUGAAGAUACAUGAAAUAUCCCAAGAUUUGAGGCAUUUCUGCAAAAGAUUCCCAUGAUCCCAAGAUGAAGUGUGAAAUCCCAAGGUAUGAUCACCUUGAGACUGAGGCAGAUGCAGUGUGUGGGUGUGGUGUGUGCUAACCACCACCACCCCACCCACAGUCUUCCUCCCUCCCUCCCACCAUCACUUACUCCCUCGAUGCCACCGCCACUGGCUGGACGUUCCGCCUCAUUUACCAACCUUUGUCCGAUAAUUCAGAUGGAUGGUCCAUAGGCCAUACAUUUCCCAUAAAUGUGAAAUCUGAUAUAAUGGGGUCUAAUAUAAUGAGGGUUUAAUAUAUAUAUAUAUAUAUAUAUAUAUAUAUAUAUAUAUAUAUAUAUAUAUAUAUAUAUAUAUAUAUAUAUAUAUAUAUAUAUAUAUAUAUAUAUAUAUAUAUAUAUAUAUAUAUAUUAUGCAGAGCUGUGCACUCCCACAACCACUUUUACAAACCACAAAUGUUGAGAAAUGAUGAUAUAGGGGAUAGAGCUGGACUAAGGUCAUAUAGAUAAUAGAGAGAGUGGAUGAUAGUACAGAGCUGCAUGGAACACCACUCUUUUCAGGCAUUGGUUAUCUUCCUUUGCAUUAACAUAACAACCAAAAAGGAAACUUGAGGUUAAGGUACUGAGACAAUAUUAUUAGGUAUUAGAAAUUUGUUUUGGUUGAGAUUCAGAGGAAAGUCAGAUUACCAAUAAACUUUUUUUUUUUACAUGAUCCAUACUAUUGAUCAGAUAAAGUAUUGGUUAGUACCUUAAAGGAGUGGAGCAGUCAACCUUCCUUGGACCAGAUUAAAUGUAGGCAAACUUCCAACAAGAAAGAAAUAUAUGCUGAUGGAGAUGAAAAGUUUGAUUAUGUGGAGUUAGAAUAUUGAAGCACAGUGAUGCAAAACAAAAGUAUUGACUUCACAUGUACAUGACCCUUCUAAGAACCAAGGUGAUAUUGGGAAUAAAUGUCAUUACAAAGAACUUAGAUUUUUUAUAAUUAUAGACUCAGAGUGGAGGUGAGGGAGGGACAAACCCUGGAGUUGAAUUUUCAUUGAAUGUCUGUGUGAAUAUUUCAGCUGUAGAGAUAGAAGAAAUGAAAGUGGUUGACUAUGGAUGAAGCUGAAAAGGGAAAGAUGAAGAAAAAUUGUUGGAGAUAUUUUUUUGGCCACAUUCUAGAAGUUAGAUGAAAGUUAGAUCUAGCAGGAUUUUGGCAUCUCUUAAUGAUGAAGCAAUAUUUGGCAAGUUGUAGAACAUAUCUAGCAUGAUUCUUGACAGAAAUAUAAAUGGUACAUGUUUCAGAAGAUACAUGUUUAAUAUACUGUCUGUGAUCUGUCUUUAUAUCCUGCCAUUUAGAGCAACUUGAUUAAGCAGUGAUUCAAGACCUUUAUGGUUAGAGAGUUUGAGGAAUGUAUGUUUUUUUUUUUUUUUUUUUUUUUUUUUUUUUUUUUUUUUUUUUUUUUUUUUUUUUUUUUUUUUGCAGAGCCACCUCCAUUAUGCACACCACUAAGAUACAAUGAGCACUGCAUAGGAAGUCAUAAUGUCUCCCUAAGUCACUUUGCAGGUGUUAUGUAGAAGAAUCUCUACUUUACUGGGUACUCAGUUGACACUGAAAAAUGGACAGGACACAGUAAUAAGAUUAUGAUUAGAGAAGCCAAAAGGAGAGAAGAGGGUUAAGGGAUCCAGAAAAGGCAGUCAGAAGUACAGGUAUGAUGCUGCACCAGUUGCUCUAGAUCAUAAAAAAUAGUGAAGUUGAAAGCUUACUCACCAUGCUGGUAGAUGAAAAACAAUAACCAAACCUGGUGGCAAGCAUUGAAGUCCCCAAUUAUGGUAACCCCACAGAAUGAAAGUGAAUACAUUAUUAAUAGGCGUACUCCACUGUAAAAUUCAAAUAUUCAGAAAUUUUACACUAUGAGAUGUUAGGUGAAAGAUACACAGUAGAGUAAUAUAAUGAGUGAUAAUUAAUUCUCAGCUAGAUGAUGGAAAAUUCAGAAAGUUUGGACACAAAAGCAGUUUGUUCCUAGCACAGAGAUAGUGCCAACUGUGGUUUGAAUACAUUCAAACCAAGGAAAAGAAGAUAUAUGGGGAAUAUAAAAAUCAUUCUUAUCAUGCAAUGGUCUCAAUGAGAAAGAGCAGUUGAGAAAGUGAAAUGAUAUUCCACAGAUAGGAAAUCAGAUCUGAGAUGACGGAAGUUAAUGCAGAGGUAGUUGGAGAAAGUAUCAGGAUGUGUCAUCAUUUUGUGGGUAAUAUGACCUGUGAACAUUUUUAGUGUCCUCCCUGCAUGGCUCCAGGCUAGCUUUGGGUCAUAUUCGUGAUCAUGAUUUUGACAUUAGGAUUGUUGAAGUGUGUAAAGUGCAUGUAGUGUAAAUAUAUGAAUGAUGAGAGAACACAAGCUGCACUGCCCUACUUUGUUAUUGAUACAUGAUGAGAAGCUGACAGAGGACACAAGAAAGAUCAAUAACAGGCUUGCAGUUUUCCCUCACCUCCCAUAUAUAGUACCUCCCUUGGAGUAUUUUAAUUAUAACAAAAAGUGUCUAGCUGUCUCCUUCACCAUAUCACAUCCUCCUCCAUUGUAUCUAGCCUCACAGUUGUCUUGGUAAGGUAAUGACCUGUAUGUAUGUUAUGCUGGCUUCUCAGUUAUUUGUUUGUGGCCAGUUCUCAUAUAUUUUAAAGCUAAUUCUAGUCCACAUCUCAGUUUCCUUUUCCAUUGUCCUUACUGGUGAUUGGAAUCUGUUUGCUGUGAUGGUCACAGUGUAUGAUGCAUUUGCCAUGUGUUUUAAUUAUUUAAAAAUUUUUCAACUAAUACUCAUAUUAUACUUAAUCAAAUUCAUGUAAAGAAACUACCUAUCACAAGAUAAGUUUCUCAUAUUAAUUUCUCACACAUUAAAUGCUCAUUUAACAUAACUUCCCUGUACUUAGUAAGUAAUAAAACUAAUAACUUG
Scylla paramamosain (green mud crab) is the source of this 5583-nucleotide messenger RNA. RefSeq lists its product as uncharacterized. Gene Ontology annotation, cellular component: BORC complex. Gene Ontology annotation, biological process: lysosome localization. The record is from RefSeq and is a predicted model, not a curated record. Lineage: Eukaryota; Metazoa; Arthropoda; Malacostraca; Decapoda; Portunidae. The transcript is spliced from 9 exons. The coding region runs from base 141 to 1253 and encodes 370 amino acids.